CCAUUCCAACCAAUGCAAUGACGUUGACAUUGACAUGUACGUAUCAUAAAAUACAUUUUUGUUGGUUGGCGGUAUUAAAGUUAUUUUUAAUGAAAUAAAUAACAAUAAACUAUUGACUAUAAAAUUAAAGAAAAUGCUAUGAUUAAUAUUGAGUCAACUUAAUUGAAGUCAUCAAGAUGGAAGAAGAAAAAUUAAUUCGUAAAAAGAAGAAAGCCUUAAAUGGAAGUAAUAGGAGAGUUUUGGCAGAGGUUUGCAAUGAUCUAGCAUCGUAUUACUACAAGCACAAUCGUUAUAAUGACGCUCUCGAAGAAUAUAAACUUGAAGCUGGUAUAUGCAAGGAGUUGGGCUUGCGUUUGGAAUGGGCAACUUGUAAUAGAAUGAUUGGUGAAAUGUAUAUGCUCAUGGCGGAGUUUGACAAGGCUCUCAAGUAUGAGGAGCGUCAUUUGGUUACAGCAAAAGAGCUUAAUAAUCUGGUUGAAGAACAAAGAGCUAUGGCAACUCUUGGUAGAAUUUACUUAUUGCAAGGCCAAAGCACAACUAAUGAGGCUGAGUGCAAGACAUCCUUAAAAGCAGCUGAAAAGGCUUUCAUGAAAAGUCUUGUGCUCUGUGAGAAACUGAGUGGUAAAAUAACAAAACAUGAGUUGAUGGAUAUGAGAGCUCGCCUGCUCUUGAAUAUUGGAGUUGUACAAGAACACCUUGGCUUCCUUGACAAAGCUGUUGAUUGCAUUAGGAAGGCAAUAACUAUAUGUUCCAAUGAAGAUUUGUAUGAUAUUUUACAUAACUGUUACACUACAGAGGCAUUGUUGCACAAUAAUAAGAAAAAAGACUAUGCAAAGUCUUUGAGUUGUCUUAACAAAGCUCUAGAAGUGGCUAGCAGGCUUGAUAAUAAGAUUCUUAAAAUGUGUGAAACACUAUCAUCGAAAGCAGAGAUACUGUGCAAGAUGUCUGACUAUCAGAGUGCUAAACAAGUACUACUCAAAGCUUGGAAGAUGAAAACACCAGAUGAAGAGGAACAUGAGAACAUUGAAUCUAACUUGAAAGUUGUGGCAGCCAUGUGCUAUACUGAAGAUUUAUUGAUAUCAACCAAUCCAUCUGAUCAUGCAACUUUUAAGAAGCUGUAUGAGAAACUGGGUGAUGGUGCAUGCCAUUUGCGCAAUUAUGCUGGUGCUAUAGAAUAUUAUUUGAAAAUGUUAGAUCAUGCAGAACUUUCGGGGAAUUGUGGAAAGAUUCUUAUACCUAUUUAUGUCAGUUUAUAUCAAACCUACAAAGACAUGGGUUGUUACAAUGAAGCUUUAGAAUAUUAUGAAAAGGAGUAUGAGCUUAUCAAAGAUAUACCUAAAGAAGCGUACACCACUCUGUACAAUAUAGCUGAGGCCAGAUUCUUAGCCAAAAAGCCAUACCAUCAAGUAGAGAAGGCUUGCUUGGAUGCGAGAAAUGCAGCUAAAGAGUGGAACAAGAGCAAGUAUGAAAUAAGAAUAUUGAAGAAUUUACUGAAAUAUCAAGAGGAGUAUGGUGAGAUGGAAAAAAUGGAACAGACACAAGACGAAUUGCGGUCUUUGGGUUAUGACUCUGAUAACCUUGAAAACUCAGAAGACGAGCAAAGUUCAGCCGGGGGUGGUGAUGAAGAUACGACGCAUAUCGGGGACGAUAUCUGCCUUGACGAUCUUACAGAUGUCUCUGACACAAAUGAAGAAGACAUACCAGACAAAAAUAGAGAAACAAGGAAGCGCGGCAAAGGCUUCAGCAUCAAAAAGAACAUGAAAGGAGAGACUCAGUUGCAUGUUGCAUGCAUAUCAGGUAACAAGCUCCUUGUAGAAAGGUUACUAGCUAAAGGCCACCCAGUGAAUAUAAGGGACAAUGCUGGCUGGAUGCCUUUACACGAAGCUUGCAUCCAUGGUCACGUGGAGAUAGCUAAUAUUCUGAUCAAUAAUGGGGCUAACAUCAACGAUAGGGGAGGGUCGAAUUGUGAUGGUAUAACGCCAUUGUACGACGCUGCAAGCAAUGGUCACUUCGAUGUUGUUCAGCUUCUAUUAGAAAAAGGUGCUUUACCUUCUCUCAAAACGGAUUUUGGCGAAACGCCUCUACAUGCGUUGCAAAAAUGGCGCGCCAGUAGAAUACUAACUAAAGACGAAGAGGUCGAAUACAAUAAUAUUUGCAACAAAAUCCAUAGUUACAUAGAUAAGACAGGUGGAGUAGACCUUAACAGGUCUAAAUCUAAAACUCCUAUCAAACUUGUUAAAGAUGUCACUCCACCAAGCACUUCAAAAAUGACUCGCCGCAUAAAAGAACUAGAAUCGCCCGUGUUCAAAAAGCGAAAUAUUAUUGACGAUGAUGAUGACAGCGAAUGCGAAAUUAACGCGUCGCAAAGCUUUAGAAAUAAAACCGCUUUUCCCUCAGACGAGUCAAAUGAUUCUUCAGAUGAUUGUAAAUCAAGUAAAGUUGAGGAUAAAAUAUCUGGAGUUAAAGAAUACAAAAGUGCAAUAUCCGCCUUGAGAAACAGAAAUAUAACUGAUUAUCCCGAAUCAGAUGUUAAGAGGACCAAACCGAAAUCGGCAUUGUUGGACCCCGAAGAAGUAGACGACGAUUGGCUUGACGACGAUUUAGGUAUAAAUAAAAAUAACAAGAAAAGGAAACUAAGCGAUCCCCCAACUGUAGUCGCUAAGAAACCUUCCUAUGACAGUAUUAAAAACAACAUCGAAAACAUCAAUAAAAUUACCGAACCACUUGUAAAUAUUAAUAAUAAAAUAAAUCAGAAGCAGAACAAAACGCGUAUUAGUGAUAUCAUCGAUAUAAAUGACAAUAGUUCCGAUUCAGAACAUUUCCACAAAAACGAAAACGUUUGCCCAAAAAUCUCUGCAACCGAAUCAUUUGUAAAUAUCUCUAGGGAAUUAAACGAUUCCAGAUCCAAAGACAGUCGAGACAGUAUGCGAAGACGAUGGAAAAGGCAAAGCACGUUAUUAAAAGCUGGCUUUCAUAGGAAAAGAGAUGAAGACAUUUCGAGUAAUAGCGGUAGUGAUAAUGAAGUUUGCAGAAUAGAUUCCGUUAAUCAGAGACAAACGUCGAAAAAAUCAUUUUCACGUAACUCCUCUGGGGAUAAUUUCAAUUACAACAGUAACGAUGGUUUUAACGUAGUACGAAAUUUAAGUCCUAAUAUAAUGCAACCUGUAAAUAUCAUCCAACCUAUAAAUAUAAUGCAACCAUCUAAAAACGUCCGGUCUGUGCAGUCCCAACAGAUAUUGCAACCCGCCGCAGUCAAGGUGCAUGUGGAGGAUAAAACUUUCCUGAUAUCAUUGAACUUGAAGAAUAUAAAUAAAUUGACAAUCAGCUGGCUGGUUGAGGAAGUUAAAUCUAGAUAUUAUAAAUUGACAGGCGUGAGACCGGUGUUCAGUCUGAUGACGUCGGAUGGCGCCAUCUUGUCCGAAGACGAUCCUUUGAGCCUGGUGCUAUCGUCGCCGGAACUGAAGACUUGUAUCACCAACUGGAAGGCGUCGCCCGCGGAGGAACGAUACUUGGAGUGCUGCGAGGCUUUGGGGAUAUCAACAUCGGAGGAGAUACAACAAGCAGUUGGCAGAAGUCAUACCACGCAUCGACUAGCUCUGGGGUCAAGAACAUUAUCUUCUUCCCAAAUUAGACCUUUAUUCAGAGCAAUGACUCACCAAACUCAUAUAACAGCCGUCAUGGUAUCAGACAACAACAUAGGGGACGACGGAGUCAAAUACUUAGCCGAAUGCUUAUGCACAAUGAAACAACUCACUCAUUUAGACAUUAGCAAAAACAAUAUUACCGCAGAAGGGACAAAGUUACUUUUGAACAUCUUCGAGAAAGCCAUGAGGCCAGUAUGUCAAGUGCUAGAAGAUUUGGACAUAAGUGCUAAUCCUAUAGCCGAUGACGGUUUCAGAAAUGUAGCAAAAUUGUGUCAGUAUGUGAGAUUGAAGGUACUAAAGUUGAGUGAUUGUAGAAUAACUGAGAAUGCCUUGAGUGAUACUGUGAAAUUGAAUUUGAAUUUUGAUAGCGUAGAAUCUAUAGAUGUGAGCCAUAAUUUAGUGAAGCAAGUGUUUGUUGCUUGUUUGAUGACGUCACUGAACCCUAAUAUUUUGACGGAGUUGGAUCUGGAUGACAUUGGAGUGGAGGGAAAUGCGGUUGGGUGCAUCGCUUCCUUCAUGGACUCUGCGAAAGAAUUAAAGAUAAGAAGAUUCGGUUUGUCCAAUUGUAAAUUGGUGGACGGGCAGUUUAUGAGGAUAUUCAGGUGUAUCGGCCGAGCGAAGUACUUGCAGUCCAUAACUCUGAAACAGAACAUGCUCACAUUUAUAUCGCUGAAGAAACUUUUGCAACGGCAACCUCCCGUACCCCAGAUCAACCUCGAGGGUUGCCAGGACAUAUUCAAAUACUCCCCGGACUCUGAUUUCCAUGUUUGGCUUCCCGCUAUAAACUUUGGCAGGUGUAUACCGGAGAUAAAUGUCACACCAGUUUUCAGAACAGAUGCGGAAAGGGAAAGCUUCAAAACUUUUUCAAAAACUUGGCUGAAUUGCUUUAAUGGCAGAGGCAUGAUAGAACAUUGUGACGGUGGCGUCAUUAAAUUCACUGCGAGAUAAUGUUUAUAGUGUCUUAGCACGAAACGUGGGCUAAAGUUACACUUGGUUUAAAGCUAAUACUGUGUCUGUCUUACUUUUAGCAAACAAAGGUGAUUGAUCAAUUUAUAGACCGGUCUUAAAUUUAGUCAACCUUUUGUCUUGUUUAUACUAAGAGAAAUCUUUUUAUUUAAAUGUUAAUUUAAGAUCAGUAAUUAUUUUGAUAAAAAUACUAUUGUGAUAAGUAAGACCACAUCGAUUAUGAACUCUAAUAAAUUGUUAUUAAUGUGGAAUUUGUAUUACAAGCAGAGUACUUAUUCACUAUUAUAAUGCGGAUUGUUAAAAUGAUUUUUAAUACUUUCCAAUAUAGAAACGAAUCUAAAAUGGCAACACAAGAUAUUCUGUCCCUCUCGCAUAUUAUUCUGUAAGGGCGAGCGAAAGGAAAACAAAUAUGACGGCUCUAUUUUGGGUUCAUUUCUUUAUUAGGGCCAAUUAUCAAUUUUAUAACAAUGCCAUAGUUUAAUAUAAAUACACUCCCAUUUAUGUGUAAAGAUUUCAAGCAGUCUUAAUCUUGAAAAAAAAACUUUUGUUUCCAAGUGUUUUAAAUGUCCUUUUUUAUUUAUAAAUACACAAUUGUACAUAAUACAGGAACUUUUGUAAAAUAUUUGUUUUUUUUAAGAUUUUCAUACUAGACUUGAUGUGUUUAGUACUUUGAUUAAAACAAAAACGGAAGAUACGGCACUCGCUUUAAAUGUGGUGCAGGACCAUAAUUCGCUUUAGUCGCAAUUGGACAUUCAAACACGCUGCAUGUGCACUCAAUAUAACAAUUUUGCGUAUAUUCUGUUUUAUGAAGAUAAAACAAUGCCUUAUAGACAUAAUAAUAUAUAGACAGUUUAUACGCCAACAUUAUCGUAUUUUAAAAUGGUACAAGUCCCCGCCCCAAGCACCCUUUCACUAAAGUCUCUCAUCUCGCUCUUUAUCUCGUGUCAACUGUGUCAGCAACAGCCAAAAUAAGUAUACAGUAAAUAUUUUUACAUUAAUUUCUUUAAAACUGUCCUUACUUAUAA
Messenger RNA from Chilo suppressalis (striped riceborer), 5635 nucleotides. NCBI's taxonomy places the organism in Eukaryota, Metazoa, Arthropoda, Insecta, Lepidoptera, Crambidae. The record is from the annotation of a GenBank genome assembly.